Messenger RNA from Orycteropus afer afer, 3471 nucleotides. NCBI's taxonomy places the organism in Eukaryota, Metazoa, Chordata, Mammalia, Tubulidentata, Orycteropodidae. The record is from RefSeq and is a predicted model, not a curated record.
AUGGAAAAGCUCCAUGACAAGGGCAGCCUUCGUCAACAGAAAUACCGAAACUCCUCUGGUGGGGUAUGCAAAACAGGGCCUGCUGAAGCCCAUGGACCACGUGUGGGGACUCCAGACACUACUGCCUCCGUGGCGUCCCCUUCCAUUUCCACAGCUCUUCUGACCCAGCCUCCUCCACCUGUCACCUCAGACCUGAAGACGUCCUCAGUUUCUGAUCUCUUACCUUCACUAUGUAUCUCUCCAUUACCAGAGCCACCCCUUCCCCUGGACAGUCUUCCACCCCCAUUACUUGUGCUUUUGCCUACCGUACCAGAACCCCCUGAUACAUUUGCCUCCCUUCAGCCUCCAGCAAUCUUCUCUGCUUCACCACUGCAAGAUGCCACUGUGAUCCUUUCUCAGUGUGACUCAAAGGCAAUGGCACUCCUAUUGAGCCUGAUCCAGGAGAGCCCAUCUCCAGGCAACUGCUGGUUGGCCUCUUCUGCCCCGCAAUCACAGGCCCUGACCCCACAAGCUGUCCCAUUUCCACCAUCUCUUGGUGUGGAAGCUGGGAGCCCUGCUUUUUUCAACUCUGAUGUCCAGAAACUGCUGGAAACGCAGAUCACAAAGAGAGUGGAAUUGAAAAGAAAUUGGAAAGAAAAAGAAAAGAAGAGUUCAGACUACAACCUGAAUUCUUUAAAUAUGUUGAAAGCAUUUAGCGAUGAAAGACUUAUUACACAUCCCCAACCCUUCUGGAACACUGCUAUCAAACCAGAGCAGCGUCUUGGUCCUCAGAAGUAUUUACAGCAAAAAUGCAACAAACUCUUCUGGGGUCUCCCCUUUCUGCACAGCGAGUCCCUGGUGGCUACUGUCAGGGUGUCUGGUUCCAUACUAGAACUUCCUUCUGUUUUAUUCAAUGGAAUUUCUAAUGUCUUACCAAUUCAAAUGCAGUCUAAAGAAUUCCCCUUGGUUUUACAGACUCAGCCCUUGCUCCACCCUGAGGCUCAAUCCCAAUCUUUAACUCCUACCAUGUCCCAAAUCUGGAUCCCACCUAUGGCUCCAGUCCUAAUCCAGGGCUAUUCCCAGUCCUCUCUCCCAAUCACAUUACCUUCUGCUUCUUGGACUAAGGCCUGUGAAGAAUCCUGCCAAAUAGUCCAGGAUGAGGUCCAAUCACCUAUCUCAAAAGAAAUUCAAACCUUGGAACUUCACUUUUUGAAGAAGCAACUGGAAAGUGAGAAUUCUUUACCCUUUAUGGUCAAAAGAUCUCAGGAAGCUGUUAGUAAUUCCACCUUUCCCCAGGACAGUCAGGCCUCUCAGCUCCUCAAGUCAAACUCCAUUCUUCCUGGGGAUUUUAUCAGUCCUGAGCUCCAGGAGCAACUGGAGCAACACCUCCAAGAGAGAUUCAUCCAACAGCAGGGGUUUCUACCUGGCAGGAUCCAGGAGUCUCAGGAGCAAAUGCAUCUUCAGGGAAAAUUAACUGGGACAUGUCAGGCAAAGAACCACCAUGAAUUUUCACAGCCCUACAUAAAUACAGGUGAAAGUAGGAAGAAAGUAAAGAAGACCAAGCCCCCAGGAAGAACCAGAUGCUCAGGAAACUUCCAUGCCUUCACCAUGGCAGAUUUCCACCUGGGGAAGGACCUGGUCAAGGACCUGAAAAUCUCAAAAUACAAUACAUCCCUGGGAUCAGAAAACUCUCCAGUAAAAGUUCUGGGAGCAGACUCUGAGGAGUCAAAAAGUGAUUCAGUGAAGCAUUUGGGGAUUGACUCAGAAAAUUACCUACUAAGGGGCCCGAAAAUGAAACAAGAUAACACUCUGAAAGUUCAUUUGAACAGGAAGUUGGAACAAAUUAUUGAGGGCCAGAUCUCUGUGAGAGUAAGCCAUUCCUGGCUUGCUGCCAACCAUGCUUUGCCCAUGUCUGCUACUCACACAGAAACUGGAAAUCUAGCAUCUUUGGGAGUUGGGCACAGAUGGUGCCCGCCUCUCAACAUCCUUGAACCCAUCAAUCUCUUUAAGAUAAAAAAGGCCCAAUCCUUGCCCCUUCUGCAGUCUGCCUUUCCCUGCUUAUGCUCUUAUGAAUCUUGGGCUGACUCAGCAGCUAACCCUGCCAAAUUCAUGAGAAAAACCCUCCACGUAGGCUGGGGAGAAAAGGUGACACCAACAAAGUCAAUCCACAACCAAGAGAGUCCUUUCCCUGCUCCCUUAACUGCAGGUAAGGAAGUUCACAGGGCUCUGAGAUCGGCCCCAUAUAAUAAGGACCAUGGGCCCUCAGAGGUCACUCAGAGUGGACAGGAGGCUGGACAGCCUUUUCAGUGUCUUACAUCUAGCAUUGUAGGCAAAAACUUGCAGAACAUGAUUAUCCUGGGGACCCAGAGAGGCAGCCUAAAGCCAACUCUAGAUCAUUCCAUGAACAGGAAGAGGUCAAAGGAAGAGACUGCUAGUUGUUCCCCAGGAGGCCCUAGUCCUAGCAUAACAAGGCUGGAGAUGAGCUCUGAGUCCCAAUCUUCAAGGGCCAAAGAGACCAAGAAGAUGAUGAUGGUGAAGAGGUUCUCUGCACUACAGCUACAAGAUAGAGACAUCUUAAGAACCAGUGGGCUGGCAAACUCCAAAGCCACAAAUGUGGAUUUGAGGGGCUUAGGGGCUCCAGGAACUAGUGAAAUCUCCCCACCUCCUAAAAUAGCUAUUCAAGUUCCAGGAAAAACAUACAUUAAUGCCCAGGUGCUUGAUAAGAUUAAGUUCCAAGUGGAAGUAGAGACAGAAAGUGGGCUUCAUGGUUGUCCCACUUAUGUCCUCAUUCAGGACUGCGACACUGAUGUGAUUCAAGUUUCUCAGAUGCUAAGUGAUUUUAUUGUGGCCAGUAGGAGUAGUAUGGGGCAGCAGAAGCCCAAGAUCCCAAAACUUCAGAAGAGCCAGAGCAAGUUUUCUGCCCUCACUGAUGAGAGAAAGGACUGUAGGAGGCCCAAACCAAAAGAUCAGAAAGAAGGGUUGGCAGAAUUGGGGGCUUCUCAAACUUGUAGGAUGAGCCAGCCUCCGCAAGACAAGAAGUUUGUAGAGUCCCUUGGGAUCACAUUCCCCCAGCUUUUACCAGAGAAAGGACAGGCUCUUUCAGAAGGCUACUUCACAAAAAGGAUGAAGAGUUUUCUUCAGUGGAUUUUCUCCAGUAGAAAAGACAAAGAGCAGGAUAAUCCUCUGGAAAAAGGAGAGCCUAUGUCAUCCUCUGGUAAGAGACAUGGACUAGUCAAAAGCAAAUCAAUCUUUGUGGACAGGGAAUGCAUUGAAGCUCAAGCACUGAUGACAGCUCUUGGCCAAAUUCUAGAGAAGAAAAUGGCACUUCAGCAAGGACUCCAUGCCUCAAAAGUUAAUUUACAAAAAGAAAUUCAGAAAAGCCAGACUCCAGUUGCUGGACUUUCUUCCCACCACAAAGCUUCAUCCUAUCCAGAGCAAAGAAGAGUGAUGAAUGAAACAGCCUGCCAUAACCAAGAUACCCCUGAAGACUAG